Molecule: messenger RNA, 2070 nt
Organism: Nezara viridula (southern green stink bug)
Lineage: Eukaryota; Metazoa; Arthropoda; Insecta; Hemiptera; Pentatomidae
Source: the annotation of a GenBank genome assembly
UGUUAAAUAGAUUAUUUACAAAAAUCAGCUGAAAAACAUAAACCGAUAGCUAUUUCCACUAUCUUUAAUUACCUUUAAAAAGUUAGCUGUUCUGUCUAAAUUGCCAUUAUAUGCAUACUUUCGUCAUUGCUCUUAAAACAGAACUGUAACAAAUAUAAGCGGAUCUAUCAAAUGACACCACAAUUUGGCAAGAUGAAGACCGUCUUAGUCAUCUUCAUAUGCGCUUUAGUAUUUCAGACCAUACUGCCCACAAAUGGUCAAGAGAGUGAUGUAAAGCCAGGAAGUGGUGGUAGUAUCCAACAGAUAAAUCAAGAAGGCGUCAAUAACACGGCUACUAAUAUAGAGGGUGGUGUGAAAAACAUUUCCCCGGAUGUAAAACAAAGACCAGGUAAUAGUAGCGAGGCGAUUGGAGGAAGUGGCGGUAGUAUCCAACAGAUAAGCCAAGAAGGCAUCAACAACACGGCUACUAAUAUAGAGGGUGGAGCAGGAAAUAUUUCUCCGCAGGUACAACGAAGACCAGGUAAAAGUAGCGAGGCUAUUGGAGGAGGUGGCGGUAGCAUCCAACAGAUAAGCCAAGAAGGCAUCAACAACACGGCUACUAAUAUAGAGGGUGGAAAGGGAAACAUUUCCCCGGCGGUCCAAAGAAGACCAGGUAAAAGUAGCGAGGUGAUUGGAGGAAGUGGCGGUAGUGUUCAACAGAUAAGUCAAGAAGGCAUCAACAACACGGCUACCAAUAUAGAGGGUGGAGCAGGAAAUAUUUCCCCGCAGGUACAACGAAGAGCAGGUCAAAAUAGAAGGGUAGCAGGACGUGCCGGUAAUAUCCAACAGAUAAGUCAACGAGGUAUCAAUAACACGGCUACUAAUAUAGAGGGUGGAAUGGGAAAUAUCCCCUAUGGACUACUUUUUAACUUUGGGAAUAGAAGACAAAGACUGAGAACAGGGCAAGGUAGUAAGGUGUUGCCAGGAGGUGGUGGUACCCAACAGAUAAGUCAAGAUGGCGUCGGUAACACGGCUACUAAUAUAGAGGGUGGUAUAAGAAACAUUUCCCCGGAUGUACAACAAAGAACAGGUAAAAGUGGCGAUGUGAUUGGAGGAAGUGGCGGUAAUCUCCAACAGAUAAGCCAAGAAGGCACCAAUAACACUGCUACUAAUAUAGAGGGUGGAGCAGGAAAUAUUUCUCCGGCGGUACAACGGAGAACAGGUCAAAAUAGUGAUGUGAUAUCGAGAAGUGGCGGUGAUAUUCAACAGAUAAAUCAAGAAGGCAUCGGUAACACGGCUACUAAUAUAGAGGAUGGAAUAGGAAAUUUUUUCUCUGAGGCAUUAUGGAGAAUAGGUGAAGAAAGUAAGGUGAAGUCAGGAGGUGGCGGAAAUAUCCAACAGAUAAGUCAACGAGGUAUCAACAACACGGCUACCAACAUAGAAGGAGGGAUGAGAAACUUCCCUUUUAGACUAAAUUUUAACAUUGAGAAUAGAAGACAACGACAGAGAGCAGGUCAAAAUAGAAGAGUGGCGGCAGGAGGUGGCGGAAGUACACAACAGAUAAGCCAAGCAGGCAUCAAUAACACGGCUUCUAAUAUAGAGGGUGGGAUGGGAAACAUUUUUCCAGCUGUACAACGAAGAAACCCGAUAACAGUUAAAUUUUCCCUAUCUGAAGGGGAGCUUGACGAGACAAAUCCAGUUUCCAAUGGUAAUCUCCAGCAAGAAAAGGACGGAAUUGAGGGGAUAGAUGAGGGAAUAUGGAUACAAGAUGCUAAUACGUCCCAAAACCAACAGGAAAAGAACAUUACAAACCAGAGAGGUGAGGCGACUUCAGAAGGUGGUGAUAAAUUCUUACAGAAUAAUCAACAAGGCUCUAAUAACAGGGCUAUUAAUAUAGCAGGCGGAGUUAGAAAGACGGUCAAUAUUAAUCAAAACUUCAACUUUGGCUGAAAAGAAAAAAUCUGCAUCAAUUAUUCUGCAAUUUUUUGUCUAAUAAUAAUACAUUAAAUCAUAAAAGAUGAUCUUAUGUAAAAAAUAUAAUGUUAAAGAAAGUGUAUUAUUAUACUUGUUACAAGUAUUGCAACCAUUCGA